Molecule: messenger RNA, 639 nt
Organism: Penicillium brevicompactum
Lineage: Eukaryota; Fungi; Ascomycota; Eurotiomycetes; Eurotiales; Aspergillaceae
Product: spherulin 4 family protein
Exons: 2
Coding region: 1-639 (212 amino acids)
Source: RefSeq, a predicted model, not a curated record
AUGGCUGCUUUUGCGAAGGAGCGCCAUGCAGGGUUAAUUGAAAUUACCCCUGAUGACCAACCCAACCCUUACUAUAGUCUGCCCACUGAGGCUUAUAUGCAAUCACUCAUCGACGCCGUAUCGGGGGGCACACCUCACAUCACUAAAGCUGCUGAAGUCACUGGCUCCUACAUUGCUGUUCUCCCAAGCGAAGUCGCCGUCUCAUCUUUCACCUGGUCUUCGGUCGCGAAUGCUCUCGGGUACGGGGUGUAUGAGGACCGUGUGCUGGUAUUGGAAAUACCAGCCUCAUUAACCCGAGCUACAGUCGACAUACUCGACCCCGCAUCCUCUGGUAUCUCCUUCAAGGUACAGACUGUGUUAGCGUCGGGAAGUGGCGGCUCGGCACGGACGGUCUCAGCGAGUACCAAAAGCUUACUAGCGGAUGGACCAAUCUCCAAUGUUUGCUAUGAAAGGAAAGGCAACACCAUUAUCUACAAAGCCGACGUCCUGAUAACCUCCGCAUUCGUGCCAGGCGUGGACGACGAGGGUGUUGCGCACCACGAGGUCGUCAACUACAUGGUUGAAGGGAAUGACUUUUACUCUGGUUUUUACAAGUACACUGGUAUUUGGCAUGACACUUCUAAGUCCAAUGCUGAUUAG